AUGAAUUCGAACUUUUUCAAUCGGCAGAGUGAAGGUGACGGCAAGCAGAAGAAUCCGUUUGCAAGCAAUCCAUUUGGAAUGCAAGGAGAAAAGCCAGGAGUGUUCGGAAGUCAGCAGCAGCCAGGAGUGUUCGGGCAGCAAAGUGGUGCAGGCUCGCAAAUGAAUCAGGCUGCACCCACUGGGUUUGGAGGGGCAUUUGGAACGCCUACAGGAAUUGGAGCACAAGGAGAUGCAUCACCAUUUGGCAUGGCUAGUGUGUCUCCGUUUGAAAAGCCAGCAACUGCGCCAUUCGGAAGCAGUAAUGUACCGUUGAAUCCAUCGUUAAGUGUGCCCACAUAUACACCUGGUGUGUAUGGAUCGCAAGGAGGAAUGCAGGGGAGCACGGAUCCUUUCAGAGCACAGCAAGCCACGGCACCCAAUGUAAAUAUAUUUGGAGGGCAGCAAGUGAAUGGGUUUCAGACGCAGCAGUCGAUGCCGAUUGGUAAUACAUUUGCAAGUGGCCAAGGGCAAUUUUCUCAGCCAAGCGGGUUUUCUGCAUCGGCAGGAUUUGGAUCAGCACAGCUAAAUACUGGGGUUGGAUCUGUGCAAGGACAGGGGUCCGGUGUAACGAUGGGAGUUUUGCCAAGCAGUGGCGCAGUAGCCGAGCCUCUAAUGACUGCAAACAGCAGUGUAUUUGGAUUUGGGAAUCAGCAAAGUGGAGUAAGUGGAUUGGGGGCGUGGAACUCUGAUAUGCAGAAGCAAAUGCAGGCAGGUGAAUCUCAAGGAUCAUCCGCACCGAUGGGGCUGUGCAAAGAGGGGUAUUCUGGAGUGAUGAACGACAAGACAACGAGCUUGCAUGGAGGAAGUGGAGCAGCAGCAAUGCACUCGAGCAAAGAAGAGGGCAAGGAGGCAGUGAUGGGAGACAUAAAAGGUAAGCAUACACUGUCGUUUGGCCAAGUAUCUGGAGAGAAGGGAAUGAGUUUUAUACAGAUGACACUGGGGGAAAUAAUACAGCAGCAAACACGAAAGCUUGAAGAAAACAUAAAAAUGUUUAAGGAAAAAGCCAAAGAGGUGUUUGACCAGGAUGAGAGGAUUAUCAAGGCGCUGAAUAACUAUAGACUAAUAGGAAGCAAUAUUGAUGAGGAGGAAAGGGCGAUCGCAGAGACUGAGGAGAAUGUUGAGUUUUUUGAGAAAUGGCUUUCUGAGUUCCAGGAGGAGGUUGCCGAUGGCCCAGGAGACGAGCUUCUUGAAUGCAUUAAGGAGUUUGAGAGGAUCUGCGACAAGUACAACAAGACGAUUGAGAUGCUUAGGGACGAGGAUGAUGAGGUGAUGUGCUUGGUGAAUGAGAACUACAACCUGAUUAAUGUCAUUGAUGAGAAGUUGGAUGUUCUUGAGAGGUACUAA
Ordospora pajunii is the source of this 1383-nucleotide messenger RNA. RefSeq lists its product as uncharacterized. NCBI's taxonomy places the organism in Eukaryota, Fungi, Microsporidia, Ordosporidae. The transcript has a single exon. The record is from RefSeq and is a predicted model, not a curated record. Bases 1 to 1383 code for a protein of 460 amino acids.